CUUCCCUUCACUGUUACUGUUCUUCGUCUCUCUUCUCUCUCUCCAACUAUUUUUCUCUCUGGCACGCUUUCUCUCGCUUUCAACCUUUCUCUUUAUUCCACUCGAAAAAAGCUCCAACGAAAUUUAAAAAAAAAACUCUUAUCAGUGAGGAGCGUAACGUUCUACCUGCUUCGUUUCCAGAUCUACAUUUUAUCCAGUCUCCGCCACAUAAUAAUAUUCUCGCCGGAGUUUAAACAUUCACCGGUGAAAAUGGGCUUUUGAUUAUACUUCCUACUUCUUUGUUUAGUUCCCAGGAAUGAUUGAUGAUGAUAAUCUGCGUUCUCUUCUGAUCUUUUAGGGUUAUUGAUUUCAAAAUGGAGGGAGUAGCAUCUAAAGCUGAGGAAGAAGCUCUUGAGACCACCCUAGAGGCAACCAAAGAGGGCAAUGCAGCUACUACUGCUGAUGGAAGCAGAAGUCCAGAGAGUGUUUCUGCAGCGUCUUUGGUCUCAAGCCGAGCUGCUACUGCUACUAGAAAGAAAGCAGUUAUUAGUUCGAAUCUAGUAAAGCCAACCGCGUCUUCUUCGUUAAGAGUCUCAAGCUCUACUACGCCUGUCGCUAUCAGGAGAAACAGCACUGGAGGAGUAACAGAGAAGCCAACUAAGGCUCUACCGAAACGUACGAGUACUACUGCCUCGGUUACUGAUCCUGUAAGGCGGUCACUUCCGGAACUCAAGAGGAGUUCUCUUUCUGCUAAGACUGUGUCUAGAGCAACCCUUCCAGAGAGUAAGAAGUCUAUCCCGGUAUCACCAGGUAGUCGGAGUUCGACAAAGUCUGGUUUAAGUAAGCCAGAGUCUUCUGCUAGACCAGCCGUGAGUGUCUCUGUGUCUUCGAAAAGAGCUCCCCCUUCACCGCAUUCUACUCUCUCAAGUGGAAGGACGGUUUCUAAGUUAUCUUCUCCCUCUGCUGGAUCAUCACCUUCCGUUUCUAGUGGUGUAAGAUCAAAGUCGUUAUCAACACCUCUUGACCGGAGUUCCAACAUCUCUGGACGCAAGAAGACAGAUACUCCGGAAAGCCGCGAUUCGCGACUUAUUAUCCUUCCAAAGGUGGAAGUUAAAGCCGGGGAUGAUAUGAGAUUGGAUCUCAGAGGCCACAGGAUUCGCAGUCUAACCUCCGGUGGGCUACACUUGUCGCCAAACUUAGAGUUCGUCUAUCUAAGAGACAAUCUCCUGUCUGAACUGGAAGGUAUUGAGAUACUGAACCGAGUCAAGGUCCUGGAUUUGAGUUUUAAUGAUUUCAAAGGGCCUGGAUUUGAACCACUGGAGAAUUGCAAAAUGCUGCAGCAACUUUAUCUUGCUGGAAAUCAGAUAACUUCACUCGCAAGUUUGCCUCAACUUCCGAACUUAGAGUUUCUCUCUGUUGCUCAAAACAAAUUAAAGUCACUUGCAAUGGCAAUCCAGCCCCGUCUUCAGGUACUAGCAGCAAGCAAGAACAAGAUAAAAACUCUGAAGAACUUUCCAUAUCUACCAGUUCUUGAGCAUCUGCGUCUCGAGGAAAAUCCAAUACUGAAGAUUCCUCAUUUGGAAGCAGCAUCCAUACUACUUGUAGGUCCCACCUUGAAGAAAUUCAAUGACAGAGAUCUCUCUCGUGAGGAACUGGCGAUUGCUAAGCGUUAUCCUCCACAAACAGCACUCUGCCUCAGAGAUGGUUGGGAGUUCUGCAAGUCUGAGCUCGCACCAGAAUCGACAUUUCGCUUCUUAGUUGAGAGGUGGCAAGAUACGUUGCCUUCUGGUUGUCUUAUCAAAGAAGCAUCGGUUGACCGACCUUCUGAAGAAUCUCCCUGUCAGUCUCACUUCGGUCUUGUUCAGGAAAGUACCGAAUCAGAAGUAGUCCUGAAAUAUCAAUGGUCUGCGGCAGACAGAUCUCUUUCUAAAUUUGUCCCUAUUCCUGAUGCAACCAAUGAGGUCUAUUGGCCAAAACGUGAAGACAUUGGUAGAGUUCUUAAGAUUGAAUGUACUCCUGUUAUUGGAGAGACUGAAUAUCCAUCCAUAUUUGCCAUAUCUUCACCUGUUCUACGAGGGAAGGGGAUACCAAAAGUUGUGAGCCUUGAACUACAUGGGGAACUAGUUGAGGGAAAUAUUCUCAAAGGACAAGCAGUGGUUGCAUGGUGUGGUGGGACACCUGGGAAAUGUAUUACCAGUUGGUUGAGGAGAAAGUGGAAUGGGAGCCCAGUGGUGAUUGAUGGAGCUGAGGAUGAGGAAUAUAGGUUAUCUCUAGAUGAUGUGGGAUCAAGUAUGGUCUUCAUGUACACACCAGUCACUGAAGAAAAUGCAAGAGGAGAGCCUCAGUACAAAUACACAGAGUUCGUAAAAGCAGCUCCUCCUUCUGUAAGUAAUGUUCGAAUUAUUGGAGAUGCUGUUGAAGGCUGCGUUUUAAAGGGGAUUGGAGAUUAUUUUGGAGGAAAGGAAGGUCCUAGCAAGUUCCAAUGGUUACGGAAGAACAAGGAGACUGGAGAUUUCUCGUUGAUAUCGGCUGGAACAUCUGAGUAUACAUUGACCCAGGAAGAUGUUGGAAGACAUGUCACAUUUGUGUACAUACCUGCAAAUUUUGAGGGUCUAGAGGGGGAACCACUGUCAACUUUAUCCAGUGUAGUCAAGCCAGCACCCCCAAAAGUGAAGGAUCUUAAGAUAGUUGGCGACCUGAGGGAGAAUAGUAAGCUCACUGUAACAGGUAUUGUUACUGGAGGAACCGAAGCCUCAAGCAGAGUGCAAUGGUUCAAAACAAGUUGCUCUAUCCUGGAAGGAGGCAAUAAUCUUGAAGAACUGAGCACAUCAAAAGUGGCAAAGUCAUUCCGUAUACCCUUAGGGGCAGUGGGUUAUUAUAUAGUUGCAAAGUAUACUCCAAUGGCACCUGAUGGUGAAUGCGGUGAAUCAGUGUAUGCAAUAUCUGAAAGAGCAGUUGAGACCCUUCCCCCCAGCUUGAAUUUCUUGUCAAUUACUGGAGAUAAUAUCGAGGGUGGAGUAUUGACAGCAUCCUAUGGAUAUAUAGGCGGGCAUGAAGGUAAAAGCAUAUACGAAUGGCAUUAUCAUAAGGCUGAAAGUGAUCACCCUGGUACAUUGAUACCUGGAGCCUCUGGGCUUCUUCAGUACACGGUUACUAAAGAAGCUAUUGGUAAAUUCAUUUCAUUUAAAUGUAUUCCUGUGAGAGACGAUGGGAUUGUGGGAGAGGCAAGAACUUGCAUGUGCCAGGAACGUGUUCGUCCAGGAAACCCAAGAGCGGUGUCUCUUCAAGUUGUUGGAGCUGCUGUUGAAGGAACAGUGCUAUCUGCAGAAAAAGAAUAUUGGGGUGGUGAAGAAGGAGCAUCUGUUUUCCGCUGGUUCCGGACUAAUUCAGAUGGCACUCCAUGCGAAAUAAAGGGUGCUACUACUUCGUCAUAUCUACUGUCAGUCGAUGAUAUAGGUUUCUUCAUUUCGGUUUCUUAUGAACCUGUGAGAAAUGACUGGGCUCGUGGACCCACAGUUAUUUCUGAUAUAACUGGACCAAUUAUUGCCGGCCAUCCAACUUGUCAGUCGCUGGAGUUUCUUGGAUCAAUGAUUGAAGGGCAACGUUUGAGCUUUGUUGCAUCAUAUACUGGAGGGGUAAAGGGAAAUUGCUCUCUUGAAUGGUUUAGGGUGAAACGUAAUGGUGUUAAGGAACUAUUGAGUAAUGAUGAGUUUUUGGAUUUAUCACUGGAGGAUGUCGGGGAAAGCAUUGAAAUUAUUUACACUCCUGUUCGUGAAGAUGGAAUAGAAGGGAGUCAGAGGAGUAUCAGAUCUGAUAGCAUAUCUCCAGCAAAUCCUAUGGGGUUGGAGCUUUUGAUUCCUGACUGCUAUGAGAGCCAGGAGGUUGUACCUCAUAAAACUUAUUUCGGAGGGCAUGAAGGUGAUGGAGAGUACAUUUGGUAUAGAACUAAGGAAAAGUUGCAUGGAUCUGCACUCACGGAAAUAUCCUAUGCCGGUGAAGAGGUUAUUGCUUGUUCUAGAACAUUAAAAUAUACUCCAUCACUUGAAGAUGUGGGGGCUUAUCUAGUCUUAUACUGGAUUCCUACUCGCGUAGAUGGGAGGAGUGGGAAGCCAGUUGUUUCAAUAACAAACUCUCCUGUUACUCCAGCUGAUCCGGAAGUAUCUAAUGUUCGUGUGGAGAAACUCUUUUCGGAUGCUUAUUCUGGAGAAGGAGAGUACUUUGGCGGCCAUGAAGGUGCAAGUCUCUUCAGUUGGUACAGAGAUAAUGAUGGAACCAUUGAUGUUAUUGCUGGGGCUAACUCCAAAACUUAUGAAGUGACUGAGUCAGAUUACAAUUGCCGCAUAUUGUUUGGGUACACACCUGUUCGUUCAGAUUCCGCUGUGGGAGAGCUAAAGAUGUCUGAGCCAACUGAAAUUAUCCUCCCAGAGGUUCCAAGAGUAGACAUGCUAGCGUUCACUGGAAAGGCUGUACAGGGUGAUGUUCUCACAGCCGUCCAAGUGAUCCCAAAGACUGAAAUCCAACAACUUGUUUGGAGCAAGUACAAAGGAGCUAUUGAAUACCAAUGGUUUCGCUCACUGGAAUCAGGGAAUGAGAUGUCGUAUGAAGCACUCUCUUCAGAAAUUUCGUGUUCAUACAAGGUGCGGUUUGAAGAUAUUGGCAGAUGUCUCAAAUGUGAAUGUGUAGUACAUGAUGUGUUUGGAAGGUCUAGUGAACCAGCAUCUGCCGAGACUGGUUCAAUCUCUCCAGGUUUCCCUAAGAUAGAGAAUCUGAAGAUUGAAGGAGGAGGUUUCCACACCAACUUAUACGCUCUUCAAGGCAAUUAUUUUGGUGGUAAAGAGGGAAAGAGUAAAAUCCAGUGGCUUAGAUCAAUGGUUGGAAGCCCUGAUCACAUCUCAAUUCCAGGUGAGACAGGAAGGAUGUAUGAAGCUAAUGUGGAUGAUGUCGGAUACAGACUGGUCGUUUUAUAUACACCCAUACGUGAAGAUGGUGUUGAAGGUCAGCCAGAUUCUGCAUGUACGGAACUUAUUUCUGUUGAACCUGAUCUUUAUAAGGAAGUGAAGCUGAAACUAGAAACUGGUUUAGUGAAGUUUGAGGUGCUGUGUGACAAGAACCCUUAUCCAAAAAAGAUUGCUGGUGAGGGAAAUCUGGAGAGACGGAUGCUAGAAAUGAACAGGAAGAGAUUAAAGGUAGUGAAACCAAGUUCAAAGACGUCUUUCUCAAGCACUGAAGUUCGUGGAAGCUAUGUUCCUCCUUUCCAUGUGGAGACAUUUCGUAAUGACCAGAGAAGGCUGAGGGUUGUUGUAAAUAGCGAGAAUGCAGUAGACAUGGUGGUACAUUCGCGCCAUCUCCGCGAUGUUAUAGUGCUUGUAAUCCGAGGCUUUGCGCAGAAGUUCAACAGCACUUCACUCAAUUCGCUACUUAAGAUCGAUGCUUGAUUGAAAUCGAAAAGAGUGGAUUGCGUCUAUUGCAAGUUUUUUUCUGUGUGCCAUUCAAUAUGUUAUGGUGAUGAAAACUAAGAGUGAUUGCUCAAUGAACCGAACUUCACCUGAGUUUCAUAUACUAGUUUUUAGGUUUGUUUUGGUUUAUUCUGGUUGAAGAAUUCAUAACAAUGUAAAAACCCCCAUGAGAAUCCUCAAUGAACCGUUGUGGUUUUAAACCCUUUUAUCAUUUUAUAUCUGUGUGUAUACAACUUAGUAAUGAGAUGUGAAUGCAUACAUCAUUUGUUUUCA
Raphanus sativus (radish) is the source of this 5708-nucleotide messenger RNA. Its product is annotated as 187-kDa microtubule-associated protein AIR9-like. NCBI's taxonomy places the organism in Eukaryota, Viridiplantae, Streptophyta, Magnoliopsida, Brassicales, Brassicaceae. Gene Ontology annotation, cellular component: plasmodesma; plasma membrane. The coding region runs from base 354 to 5414 and encodes 1686 amino acids. Gene Ontology annotation, molecular function: protein binding. The record is from RefSeq and is a predicted model, not a curated record. The transcript is spliced from 38 exons.